Molecule: messenger RNA, 528 nt
Organism: Aegilops tauschii subsp. strangulata
Lineage: Eukaryota; Viridiplantae; Streptophyta; Magnoliopsida; Poales; Poaceae
Source: RefSeq, a predicted model, not a curated record
AUGGCCAUGGGAGGCAUGGGAGCUACCAUGGGAGGCUUGGGAACAUCUACGGUAGGCAUGGGUGGCUUCAGAGCUACCAUGGGCGGCAUGGGAGGCAUGGGUGGCUUCGAAGCUAUCAUGGGAGCCAUGGGAGGCAUGAGUUUUGGGUCUCUCAUGGGAGGCAUGAGAGCACCUCUGGGUAACAUGGGUGGCUUCGGAGCUACCAUGGGAGGCAUGAGAAGCAUGAUUUUUGUGUCUCUUAUGGGAGGCAUGGGAGCACCUGUGGGUGACAUGGGUGGCUUCGGAGCUACCAUGGGAGGCAUGAGAAGCAUGAGUUUUGUGUCUCUUAUGGGAGGCAUGGGAGCACCUCUGGGUGACAUAGGUGGACGCAUGGCUUUCGGUGUACCUCACAUACCUUCGUAUGAUGCCAUUGGAGAUCUUGCGAACACCAUCCAAGCUCCCGAUGACGAUGUGGCGCUUGAAAAUGAAGAGGAGGAGGAAGAAUCGUCAUCGGAUGAGGAGGAAGAAGAGGAGGAUGAUGUGACAUGA